AUGCCAGUUAAGAAAAGAAGAACUCAUCAUGGGAAACAAUUCAGGGGAUCCCAGGAUUCUCAACAAGCGAGAAAUUAUGAUAACACGCGAUUGAAGCCCGAGCAAGUGGGACGAUUAGUGCACGAUGAAAGCGAUACGAUAUCGUAUAGAUCGUAUUUGUUGCAAAAUUUCAUGAUAUCCAGUGAGCUGAUUGACGUGCUGACAACGCAGGCCGUUCCGGUCUCAAAAAUCAAACCACCGAGGAUAUAUCCAAGCAUGAACCUAGAAGCGGUCAAACAGGCCAUUGAAGUAGAAAAGCAACAGAUUUUGGCUAUGGUACAGGCCACUUCUGAAUACAAAGUCACGUACCCAGACAAAUACCAAAUUCUACGUCAGAGUUCUUCGAAAUUGACUGGGUCUGACGUCGACCACGAAAUGGUAGAAAAGGUGAGUAACGAGUUUGCCGCUGCUUUCAACAAAGUGGUGCAGGACGAUCGCUUUGUUAUUCACCAGGGCAAGUUUUUGGAAUUACGUGGAGAUGUGUCAGAGGCACCGCCAGAUUAUUGGUCGAAAUAUAAAGAGAUUGCCUUUCAAAAACGACAGCGAGCGCUUCAAAUUAUGCAAGCUGCAGAAGAACAAAAGAAAAAAGAGACCGAAGAAGCAGAACUGCGGCAAAGGACUGCAGAAGCAGCAGUGUUUGAUGAUCAUCUCGAUAAAAAUUCAGAGGCAGCCGAGAUGCAUUCGGAAGGGCUUACAAAUCAGGCAAUGGUUCCUCCUGAACAACAAAACGGUCAGACAAAUCAUGAGCAGGCUCAUCCCGCAAUGCUGGGCUCCAUCUUUGGCGAUUUGAACGGGGACACUUUUAAUAACGGUUUUGAAGAUGAAUUCGCAGAUUUAGACACUGCGUUUUUUUGA
Messenger RNA from Lachancea mirantina, 894 nucleotides. Lineage: Eukaryota; Fungi; Ascomycota; Saccharomycetes; Saccharomycetales; Saccharomycetaceae. The record is from the annotation of a GenBank genome assembly.